Lycium ferocissimum is the source of this 1662-nucleotide messenger RNA. Its product is annotated as PTI1-like tyrosine-protein kinase At3g15890. Lineage: Eukaryota; Viridiplantae; Streptophyta; Magnoliopsida; Solanales; Solanaceae. Gene Ontology annotation, molecular function: protein kinase activity; ATP binding. Gene Ontology annotation, cellular component: plasma membrane. The record is from RefSeq and is a predicted model, not a curated record. Bases 322 to 1419 code for a protein of 365 amino acids. Gene Ontology annotation, biological process: protein phosphorylation. The transcript has 5 exons.
CUUAACCCUGCCAUCAUAUCUUCCUUUUGCACGACAUUCGCCCAUAUCUCCUCUCUUUCUCUCUCCCCUUUCAGUUUCAACAGAAAGUAAAAUAGUGGAAAAAAGCAUUCACAUUUGGAAUCUCCUUCUCUGUCUCUCUCUGUAUCCUUUUUUUUUAAACAAUCUUUCGGUUUUGAAAUUGCUUUUAUUGGAAGGAAGUUAACAGAAAUGGGCAAGCUUUAUUUUUUGUUGAGUUGUUAGAGACAGAGCGUAACACAUAAAUAGUCAGAUAAAUUGUGUUAAGAAAAGGGAAGUUGAGUUGGUGUUUCAAAAUUCAAAGCUAUGGCUUUUUCCUCCAUAUUUUGCUGCGUCAAGGGUUCAGAUCGAAAGGGGCAAGCGAAGAAGCAGCCAACAUGGAGGGUUUUUUCUCUGAAGGAGUUGCACUCUGCUACAAAUAAUUUUAACUAUGAUAACAAGCUUGGAGAAGGUGGUUUUGGAAGUGUUUAUUGGGGCCAGCUCUGGGAUGGAUCUCAGAUAGCGGUCAAAAGGCUAAAAGUGUGGAGCAACAAAGCUGAGAUGGAAUUUGCUGUUGAAGUUGAAAUUCUGGCUCGAGUACGACACAAAAAUCUGCUAAGUUUACGUGGUUACUGUGCUGAAGGCCAGGAACGUCUGAUUGUAUACGAUUACAUGCCUAAUUUAAGCUUACUUUCUCAUCUUCACGGGCAGCAUUCUGCCGAAAGCCUUCUUGAUUGGAAGCGACGAAUGAACGUCGCAAUUGGGUCUGCUGAGGGAAUUGCCUAUCUACACCACCAUGCGACCCCACAUAUCAUCCACAGAGACAUCAAAGCGAGCAAUGUACUGCUCGAUUCUGAUUUCCAAGCCCAAGUUGCUGAUUUUGGAUUUGCAAAAUUCAUCCCAGAUGGUGCCACACAUGUAACCACAAGAGUAAAAGGCACUCUAGGCUAUCUUGCACCAGAAUAUGCAAUGUUAGGGAAGGCAUCCGAGAGCUGUGACGUCUACAGCUUUGGUAUUCUUUUGCUAGAGCUUGCUAGCGGCAAGAAACCGAUUGAGAAGCUCAAUGUAACUGUGAAACGCACGAUCACUGAUUGGGCCCUACCGCUUGCAUGCGAAGGGAAGUUCAGUGAACUUGCAGACCCAAGAUUGAACGGAAACUAUGUGGAGGAAGAAUUGAAAAGAGUGGUUCUUGUUGCACUCGUUUGUGCUCAGAAUCGACCUGAAAAGAGACCAACGAUGCUUGAAGUUAUUGAGCUGCUAAAAGGAGAAUCAAAAGAGAAAUUUACAGCUUUGGAAAAUGAUGAGAUGUUCCAGAUUCCUCCAGCUGUGGAUGACGAUGUUUUGUCAGGAGCAGAAGGCAAUGCAGACUCUGUUGCGUCGGAGGAAAAAGAACCAAAACCAGAAAUUGAGAAGGUAGAGGUAUAGGCUUAAGAGAAUGUGAGUAAUUGAUUGUGGCUUGUUCAUAUUGAAUUUGUGUAGGACUUAAAUGUAUUUUUCGGGGAAGACAUACUGAUAUCCAUUACAUGGAACGAAAGUUACUUUUUUUUGGAAGUGAAAGUAUCAUUUCAUUGGGUUGUGCAAGUGUGGAUGUUACUUUUUGCUCGUCUUUCUUGUGAUUUCUCGUGUAAUACGUUGAACACAAGAAAUGAAAACUGUUUAUAUGCUGAA